This is a messenger RNA of Pipistrellus nathusii (Nathusius's pipistrelle), 723 nucleotides long. The record is from the annotation of a GenBank genome assembly. Lineage: Eukaryota; Metazoa; Chordata; Mammalia; Chiroptera; Vespertilionidae.
AUGAUAAGGACCGAGCUCCCGGCCUUCCCACCCUGGACUUUCCCGCGGGAAAACCUCCCUCCUCGCCCGCCUCCGGGGCCCUGCGGCGCCUGCAGCGGCCUCGGCUCUGGGCGCCCGCCCGCCCGCCAGCCCGGGUCCGAGCGCGGCGUCCCCGCCCCGUUCGUUCAGGGAGCGACUCUGGAGCCGCGCGGGCCGGGGCCGCCGCGGGUGGGAAACGUGUCCGGGCAGAUCGCGCAGGUGGAGCGGGUUCCUCCCGGGCUGGGGCCGCUGUGCGGCCGGCGGGGCGGCGAGAGGGGCGGGGAGCGGGGCGGGGACGCCUGGUUUCGCUACGUCACCGGGAAGUCCCCCAUAAAGGAAAGCGCGGGCCGGGCCAUUUCGCGGACCUCAGAGGUUCUCGGGCGCUCACCUAAGUCGGGUGUCCGACCUGAUCCGUCCUGUUCGGCCCUCUCGGGCCCGGCCUGGCCCCCCGCGCGCAGCUCGCCUCCCGCAGGCUCCGGGUUCGGAGACUCGGUCCCCUGGAGUGAUCGAACGCAGAGGGAUCGCCGGCCGCCUGCGGAGAUGCCCGGGAAGAGGGCGCGUAAGAGCGCGCAGCCUGGCCCUGCGCGGGCCCCGGCAGAGGCUGAAAUUGAGUGUGCCCUUCAAUUAAGGAGAAUUGGAGACAAACUGAGUUUCCUGCAGAAACUUAUGAAUCUAAUGUACAAACUCUUCGGCUCAGGAACCUGA